AUGGCGGCCAACGAGAAGGCCAAGGCAAGCGCCGUGGCUCGGCAGCCGCUGCAGGCCUGCAGCGCACCGCCGAAGCCACAGGCGCUGAAGCGGCGCCGCAGCCGCAAGGGGAGCGCCGAGGUGGGGCAGCCGCCCGCCUGGAGGACCCGCUGCGCGGGGUGGUCGCGGCAGGCGGAGAGCCCCGGCGCGGAGCCCCCUGGCGCGAACGGCCCCCUGGCGCAGGCGGCGCCGCGCGCCGUGCCACAGGCUGCGCCCCACAGCGCGGACGAGCUCGAGGCCAUCGUCAUCAGCCUCGAGCGGCGGCCCGACCGCAUGGCCGGGUGCGAGGCCAGGCUCCGCGAGUUCUGCCCCGGGCUGCGCUACAGCCGCUUCACCGCCACCGACGGCCGGCUGACGGCGAUCCCCGACAGCGACGCCGUCAGGAAGUGGCACACAGGCAGGAACGUCGUCUACCAGAGGCUCCGCGCGGUGCGGAAGGGCUGGAACGACCUCGACUCGUACACGGAGCGAGCGCCCAGGGGGGCUCGCCCCACGAAGCUGUAA
This is a messenger RNA of Prorocentrum cordatum, 543 nucleotides long. Lineage: Eukaryota; Dinophyceae; Prorocentrales; Prorocentraceae. The record is from the annotation of a GenBank genome assembly.